GGUGAUCCACAGUUACUCACCUGGCUGUUAAGGCUGACAGGAUUUCGUGGUUGUCUCCAUCCCUGAGGCUACGUGGAUGCCCUUCCUGAGAGCGCAUAUCCAGUGUCCUCUGGGGAGUAGUGGAGCGAACUUCAGGACUGACUGACCAUGACUUCUAUAAAGGAGCAGGCAGCCAUCAGCCGGCUCUUGAGUUUUUUACAGGAUUGGGACAAUGCUGGCAAAGUUGCAAGGAGUCACAUCCUCAACACUUUCAUCGAGACCAACCAAGGCAAGACCGCCCCUGAACUGGAGCAGGAGUUUUCUCAGGGAGCCAGCUUGUUCCUGAAUGACUCUCAUGUUUCUGGCUUGGGAAACUGGGCGAAUGGGGUGCCAUCAUGUGGGAAGAGAAUCCAAGAAACGAGGGAGCUGGAGUUGAUAAAUCUGGUUUGGAACAUGUUGUGUUUGAGUAAUCGGUACCUUAUAGAAUUUCUCGAGGUUGGAGGCGUCCUAACACUCUUGGAAAUACUUGGGCUGGAGAAGAUCAAGGAGGAGGACAAGAAGGAAUCCAUCAGGCUACUUCAGGUCAUUGCGAACUCUGGCAGGAAGUACAAGGAGCUCAUUUGUGAAAGCUAUGGUGUAAGAUCCAUAGCAGAAUUUUUGGCAAAGUCUAAAUCAGAAGAGACCCAAGAAGAAGUGCAGAUUCUAUUGGAUUCUUUGGUCCACGGUAAUCCCAAGUACCAGAAUCAAGUGUACAAAGGUCUAAUAGCUUUGCUGCCUUGUGCGUCCCCAAAAGCUCAGCAGCUCUCCCUGCAGACUCUCAGGACUGCACAGUCGAUCGUUGGGACCACACACCCCAGCAUUGUGGACUGCGUGCUGAAGGUACUGCGCACGAUGCACCUGGAAGUGCAGUAUGAAGCCAUCGAACUGAUCAAGGACCUGGUCAACUAUGACGUGUGUCAGGCGCUGCUCAAGGGCCUCGUGGCGCUGCUGAUACCAUCAGUCAAGGAGACCAGCAAACUGCAGCCCAAGAUCCUCAACGACUCCGCGGUUCUCCAGCUCACCGCCAACCUGCCGGUGUUCUUGCAGCAGGCCGCGGCGGCCAAGGCCAUCGGGGUCCUGGCGCGCAGCAACACGAGCAUCGCCGAGGAGAUGCUGCACCUGCGCGUGGUGCACAGCCUGAUGGCCGCCAUGGGCAACACGGACCACAGCAACAGCCAACGGCAGGCCAGCCUCACGCUGGAGUACUUCGUGCAGAUGUUCCCAGUGGUGGAGGAGCACGUGCGCAGGUCCAUGGGAGAGGAACUCUACGAGCUCUUCCUCAGCAAUGCCGAGGACUUGUACAUGAAAAUAGAUAGCAUUCAGGCGGACAUCUUGGCGGCCAACAAAGUCAAUGUUUCCAAAGCGUUAUCCAUCAGUGGCGUCUCCUACAGCAACAUGAGCUUUUACCUUGGCCCUUGUGGUGAGGAUCAACUGGCUUACACCACAUACUUCCAGAAGGAGGGUUCGGAAGGAAAGGAGUAACGGAGCCUCUGAGGCAACCCAGAAAGGCCAAGGCUGUGUUUUACCUGGCAGAAGGAGCCUAGGGUCAAGCUCAGGGUGACUCCCUCCGUUAGCCCUAGGUGGGAGGCUGGGGGGUUCAUGCCAGUAGGGGAGAGGAAGGGCUGCUGUCUGGGAAAUUUCAAUAAAUAGUCUUGCUGUC
Molecule: messenger RNA, 1678 nt
Organism: Prionailurus viverrinus (fishing cat)
Lineage: Eukaryota; Metazoa; Chordata; Mammalia; Carnivora; Felidae
Gene: ARMH1
Product: armadillo like helical domain containing 1
Exons: 12
Coding region: 148-1500 (450 amino acids)
Source: RefSeq, a predicted model, not a curated record